Molecule: messenger RNA, 717 nt
Organism: Aspergillus calidoustus
Lineage: Eukaryota; Fungi; Ascomycota; Eurotiomycetes; Eurotiales; Aspergillaceae
Source: the annotation of a GenBank genome assembly
AUGCCCUCCCCUACGGAUCCUGCGCUCCAGUUCGAUUCCAUCGAGGACACAAUUCAAGCGUUCAAGAACGGAGAGUUCAUCAUUGUCCUAGACUCACAAGAUCGCGAGAAUGAGGGCGACUUGAUCAUUGCUGCUGAAUCAAUCACACCCGCCCAAAUGGCCUUUUUGGUCCGGCACACCAGCGGCCUAAUCUGCGCCCCGGUAACCCCCGAAAUCGCCAACAAACUCCAGCUUCCCCAGAUGGUGAUCGAAAACGCCGACCCCAAGGGCACCGCCUACACAGUCUCUGUCGACUCCGCAGACCCCUCCGUCACGACCGGAAUCUCAGCACAAGACCGCGCACUCGCCUGCCGCACACUCGCAAACCCCUCCGCCCAACCCUCCGACCUCCGAAGACCUGGCCACAUCAUCCCGCUGCAGGCGAAGAGCGGCGGUGUGCGCGAGCGCAAGGGACACACAGAGGCGACGGUGGAUUUCUGCCGACUGGCUGGGAAGCAGCCUGCCGGUGUGAUUGCCGAGCUCGUUGAGGAGGGUGAAGUCGUCGAAGGCGUUGCGGAGAUCUCCGGGAAUAAUGGGAUGAUGAGGCGGGAUGGGUGCUUGCGGUUCGGGCGGAAGUGGGGGUUGAAGGUUUGUACGAUUGAGGAUUUGGUCGAGUAUCUGGAGCGGACGGAGGGGCCGUUGGCUUCGACCGCGGCGGCUGUUAAUGGAAAGCAUUGA